AUCAUACAGAAAACAAUGAAAUUACUCAGUCUAGCAAUGACCACUGGCCAGACAUUGAGAUCUUCAGCAAAAUGUAUUUUGACCUGAGCGUACAUGACCCUAAGUACAGAACUAUAAGUCCCGUAUACACGGAGCAACUCUCAAGAGUGAAACAAGGUGAAAAGCUUUUGAUCUCUAAAAAAGUUAUGCUCGCAGGAGACUGUCAAAUAUCUGACUCCACUCUGCAUGCAUUCACGUUUUCAUCCUCGAUGCUAGGAGAAGAGGUUCAACUCCAUUUUAUAAUCCCCAAGUCCAAAGAAAAUCAUUUUGUCUUCAGCAAGCAGGGAAAGCAUCUAGAAAGCAUGCGUCUCCCACUUGUUUCUGACAAGAAUUUAAAUGCAGUCAAGAGUCCUAUCUUCACUCCAUCAAGUGGACGUCAUGAACAUGGCCUCUUGAACCUCUACCAUGCCAUGGAAGGCAUCAGCCACCUUCACCUCCUUGUAGUCAAGGAGUAUGAAAUGCCACUCUACCGUAAAUACUGGCCCAACCACAUCAUGCUGGUCCUGCCAGGCAUGUUCAACAAUGCUGGCGUUGGUGCUGCCAGGUUUCUUAUUAAGGAACUUUCCUACCACAAUCUAGAACUGGAACGAAACCGGUUGGAGGAACUAGGAGUCAAGCGCCAGUGUGUGUGGCCGUUCAUCGUGGUCAUGGAUGACUCCUGUGUGUUGUGGAACAUGCACAGCGUCCAUGAACAGUCGAGCCAGUCCCUGGAGCCUGGGGGUUCCAGCAAGAAUGUGUCUCUCAAGAGCGUCCUCCAACACAUUGAAGCCACCCCCAAAAUUGUUCAUUACGCUAUACUGGGUGUUCAGAAGUGGAACAGCAAGCUGAAUUCCAGGAAAGCAAAGGCUCCGUUCUCCAGGUGCCAUGUGCGUGAUUUUAUACUGCUCAACAUCGACCUGACCCAGAAUGUGCAAUAUGAUCUAAACAGGUAUUUCUGUGAAGAUGUAGAUUUUAAUCUGCGAACAAACAGCAGCGGCCUGCUCAUCUGCCGCUUCAACAACUUCAGUGUCAUGAAGAAACAUAUUCAGGUUGGAGGACAAAAGGACUUUGUCGUUAAGCCAAAAAUCAUGGUUUCGGACAGCCUGGCACCAAUAAUGCCUCUUCAGUAUGUCUGUGCCCCUGACAGUGAGCAUACCUUGUUGGCGGCCCCAUCUCAGUUCCUCCUGGAGAAAUUCCUCCAACAUGCGACGUACAAACUCUUCCCGAAGGCCAUCCAUAACUUCAAGAACCCUGUACUGGCCAUUGACUGCUACCUGAACAUCGGGCUUGAGGUGGCCAUAUGCUACAUUAGUUCCCGCCCACACUCGGUCAAUGUCAACUGUGAAGGGGUGUUCUUCAGUGGACUUCUGCUCUAUCUCUGUGACUCCUUCGUUGGCGCAGACCUACUCAAGCGGUUCAUAAUCUCCCUGCUCUGCUGGGCAUCCCGGCUGCUUUCCUGCCCAGUAACGGCGGGGAGGAAAAGGGAAAGGGCAGGUGCCACCCUGUGUGUCAUAUGCCAAGACAGAAGCUCGUUACGGCAGACAAUAGUCCGGUUGGAGUUGGAAGAUGAGUGGCAGUUCCGACUUCGGGAUGAGUUUCAAACUGCUAACAGCAGUGAUGACAAACCACUCUAUUUUCUUACUGGACGCCAUAUAUAA
Messenger RNA from Pterocles gutturalis (yellow-throated sandgrouse), 1676 nucleotides. Its product is annotated as GREB1-like protein. The record is from RefSeq and is a predicted model, not a curated record. Lineage: Eukaryota; Metazoa; Chordata; Aves; Pterocliformes; Pteroclidae. Gene Ontology annotation, biological process: multicellular organism development; kidney development. The annotation marks the transcript as partial. The transcript has 11 exons.